AUUUUCUUCGCUGUUAAGAGUUUAAAAACUUUACAACUAUGUCACUAAAUACUUUGUAUGUCUUAAGGAGGCUUAGCUAGACAUCAGCUUGUGUUUUGCACACUAUACAUUUGGUUUAAACUCGAUUAAACGUAAGAGGUAACUAGCUAAAUGCCCCUCAAUGUGUCGUCGAGGCGGGUUGGACGUCAGCUAGCCAGCUAACAGACGGAGCUAACUAGCAUCUGCAUGGCUAGCCUGUUGAGGUGUUCUUAGCCACAAAGUUUGUAAAUGUUUAAUCAUACAAUAAAACAUAUAGAUAGCCAACAAAGCGCCACGAUUGUAGCUUUUUUGUAUGUUUUUAGUGCACUCCGGCAGAUGUUUUGAUUUCAUUUGGAGGAAAAGCAGUAGCUUGCAAGCUAAGUUAGUAAAAGCAGAGAAGGUAAUGGCAAGUUCAGGAAGCAUGCAAGAGGCUAACUGGCUAGCGACGUUAUUAGGCUAGCUGUUUGCAGACUAAAAUAAAGCUGGUAUGACCACGUUACUUUGACGAACUAAGUAGUAGACUGAUCAAGGAAGCAUUUAAACAUUUGGUCAAACAGAAGGGUUUGGUGGUUAUCUGGGAAUGGGGGACAUGAAGACCCCAGACUUUGACGAUUUGUUGGCAGCCUUUGACAUUCCUGACAUUGAUGCCAAAGAGGCCAUCCAAUCCAGUCCAGAGGAGUGCGGGGAGGACUCAGGGAAGGGCCACAGCAGCUCCCCCUUAAGACCCAACAGCCCUCCAAGCCCUCAGGGCGACACUCCGGUGGUCAGUGUGAUUGUGAAGAACAGCGUGCGGUCUGACGUAUUUGGAGAGGAGGAGGAGGGGUCGGAUGAGGAGGAGGAUGAUGAUGAUGAUGAUGAGGAGGAGGAGGAGGAGGAAGACAGCCCUGAGGGGAGUGGCACCACAGCCCCUCGGACGGAGGCCAGAGGGGGAGGGUCUCUGCUAGGAGCACGGCUGGCCAGCCGCAUGCCUGGUCUGGUCUGCUCAGAGCCACAGAUCCGCAAUGGCUUUGAGGGCCCCCCACCGACCCUGGAGGCUAACCCCAGGGUGCAGAGCCAGGCCAGUGGGGACUUGUGGUCCUCCAGUUCCCCCCUGGCCGGCAGAGAAGACAGUGGAGGAGAGGGGCAGUCUGUCAGCAACGCCAGACACACAGCCAGCUUCCUCGGCAGAGUCAAGCCUCUCCUCACCCCACACGCGUCUCUCCCCCCCCCCUUCACCUCCUCCCCCCCCCCCUCUGACACCCAACGCCUGCCCCCUCCCUCCAUCCUCCAUGCUCCUCGCCCCCCCAGCCCACCCCCAACCCCUCCCCCCUCCAACGGGAGCAUCAGAUCUGGGCUCCGGCGCCUCAUGGACUCUGAUUCUGACUCGGAGCCUGACCUGGGAAGCCCGCUGGUGAUCCAGGAGAGCCCAGAUUCUCCCAUGCGCUCGCCGCCCAAGUUCCCACGGCGACACAGAAGACCCUCCGAACUGUUUGGCUCGCCUACGCCAUCGUCCCCUCCCCCUCUCCCUGCCCCCCCUCUCCUCUCUUCUCCCCGGACGCUGUCAAACGACAAGCCCCCUCCCCCAGAGAAGGUGUCCUUCACUCCCAGGUGUCCCCCCCAGCCUGGGCGUCCUCCAGCCUGGCUAUCCUCCCCCCUCACCGCCCCAGACGAAAAGUAUCCAGAACACAUCAUCGACGAGAGGGACUCCCCAGAAAGCCCUCCGCCUGAUCAGACGGGCGCCGUCCCGCCCACGUCCAAGAAAAGCCCCAGCCCAGCUCCUACUCCUGCCCCCACGUUGCAGGGUCCCCAGGGUAGACAGGGGCCCCAGGGUAGAGAGGAGCCCCAGGAGAGCGAUCCCAGUCAGGGGAGUGGGACGGAGGAAGGGGAGAAGAUGGAGACAGAGGACGGACAGAGAGGUGCGGACGCUCCUGCUGCCGGCUCCUCUCACAUGGAUCCUAAGCUUGCAAACGCCACGGCAACCACAGCAGGCCCCUCCCGGCCCCUCAAAGUCCGAAUCAAAACAGUGAAGACCCCGACCGGCAGCAUCACUAGAACCGUGACCAGAGUAGCUCCCAAAGGAGCGGGCGGGACCUCCUCCAAAGGCGUGGACGGCUCCAGACCCCCCCCAGCGGGGCGUAAGGUCGCGACCAGGCCUAAGAGGGUGCCGUUUCAGCAGCAGAGGGCCAAGGACGGCAGCCCCCUGCCCGUGUCCACCCUGCAGGACGCCAGCUCCGCCAUGCUUGCCGCCGCAAGCAAGGCCCAGAACAGCAUGGCCGCGGAGAGCAAGCCCAAGGUGUCCGCCACAGCCGUCAGCAUCACCAGGUCUGCGGCGCUGCCACCCGUGUCGUCCUCCCCCAGGAUGGCGCCGGCAGGGGUGAACGUGCGUGGCCUGGGCCAGAAGACCCUGACCAGCAGCAUGUCACUGGCCUCCCCCCUCCUCCCCGCCCAGGGGGGCAGCCGGCCGGCCUCCAUCGUGAACAGCACGGGGGCCAUCAUCUCCCGCAGCCAGUCCAGCCUGGUGGAGGCCUUCAACAAGAUCCUCAACAGCAAGAAUCUGCUGCCCAGCUACAAGCCCGACCUGUCCUCCCCUCUCCCCCCGGAGUGGGGCCUGCCCCUGCCGGCUCAGGGCUUCCGCUGCCUGGAGUGUGGCGAUGCCUUUGCCCUGGAGCGUAGCCUGGCACGCCACUACGACCGGCGCUCCCUGCGCAUCGAGGUGACGUGUAACCACUGCGCCAAGAGGCUGGCCUUCUUCAACAAGUGCAGCCUGCUGCUGCACGCCCGCGAGCACAAGGAGAGAGGCCUGGUGAUGCAGUGUUCUCACCUGGUGAUGAGGCCUGUCAGCCUGGAGCAGAUGAUUGGUCAGCAGGACACCACUCCUAUUGGCAUGCUCUCUCUUUCCCCCUCCAUGUCGUCUGUGCUGUCGCCCUCGGUGACCGCCCUGACAACGGCCCCGGCGACCGGCCCCGCCCCCCAGCUGCAGAAGCAGCCAAUCGUCAGUAAGAAGGCAGAGCCAGUGCAGUAUGGCAGUAACAAGUGUCCUGAGUGUCACGUGCAGUUCAACAGCAGGACAGAGAUGGUGGCUCACUUCCAGGAGAUCAAACCAGCCCUCAACACAUCGUGUAUGGAGUGCUCCCCCCCCAUGCUCUUGCCUAACGGCUGCAGUGCUGCUGCUCACCAGCGCAUCCACAAGUCCCGCCCCCCCCACGUCUGCCCCGAGUGUGGGGGCGUGGCCAAGCAGGCGGCCUUCCAGGCCCACCUGGAGCACGCCUGCCUGCACUUCGCACGCCGCAUCGGAUACAGGUGUUCCAGUUGUCUGGUGGUGUUUGGAGGUCUGAACUCUGUCAAGUCCCAUAUCCAGACGGCUCAUUGUGAGGUGUUCCACAAGUGUCCUAGCUGCCCCAUGGCUUUCAAAUCUGCCCCCAGCGCACAGGGCCACAUCAGCACCCAGCACCCCACACUCACCGCUGGACAGGCCAAGAUGAUCUACAAGUGUGUGAUGUGUGACACAGUGUUUACCCAGAAGCCCCUGCUGUACGUUCACUUUGACACCCAUCUGACCAAGCAGAAGGUGCACGUGUUCAAGUGCCCUGAGUGUACCAAGCUGUAUGCCCAGAGGAGCUCCAUGCUGGAGCACAUCAAGUCUACACACAAGGGCCCUGUGGUGAAACAGGAAGUGCCUGUUGCCGUGACGCCGGUUCCGGCCCCCGCGCCCCGCGCGCGUGGGUGUGUGAAGGCAGAGAGCUCGGAUGGGGAGGAGUGGAGAGACCAGGACGAGGAGGAGGAGGAGGAGGAGGAGGACAAAGAAGCAGACAGGACCAAGACCACCUCAGGCUGGAGUUGUGCCCCCUGCCACGCCCGUUACAACGACAAAGAGGACUACAUUACCCACAUGGCCGAGCAGCAUGGCAAGGUUUUAAAGAAGUUCCCGUGUAGUCUCUGUGAGAGCUCCUUCUCUUCCACCUCCAGCCUCAGACGCCACAUCCGCGUCAAACACAAGGGCAUCAAGAGAGUCUUCCACUGCCAGUGAGCACCCUACACACUGCACACUGCACCCUAC
This is a messenger RNA of Osmerus eperlanus (European smelt), 4054 nucleotides long. RefSeq names its product zinc finger protein 687b-like. The transcript is spliced from 9 exons. NCBI's taxonomy places the organism in Eukaryota, Metazoa, Chordata, Actinopteri, Osmeriformes, Osmeridae. The record is from RefSeq and is a predicted model, not a curated record. The coding region runs from base 599 to 4024 and encodes 1141 amino acids.